AUCUGUCCUAUUCUCUUCGACCGUGGACUGUCGGUGGCCAAUCGGAAUACCUUGCCGUCUCGGAUUUUUUUUGUGCGGUAGACAGUUCUGGAGCGCGCGGUUAGAUUCGGUUUUUUUUAUACCACCAUCUGCUAAGCUCGUUCCAGCAUAUAUCGUGGGAUGAAUGAAUACUUUUUUUGCGAAGUGCAAAAAGUGAAGUGAUCAUGUUAUGAAUUAGUUUGGUGAUAGAUCUUCGAGCCUGGAAAAGUCAUUAUCGAAAGUGCAGUCGUUGGGUGUUUGAAUCUCGUUAAAAUUCCACUGACCGGGAACGGAUCUAGAAGUAACAAGUGCUGACAGUGUCCGAAAAAGUUUCAAGCUGUUAGUCGUAACUUAAAAUCGUUCAUAUUGGGUGAAAUAUAUUUAUUGAUUUUUCCCGAAAGUUUUGUUCCUUGCAAGCAAUUUUGGCUACUGCCGUACCGAAGGAGAAAAAGUGUUCAAGUGGUGGAUAAGCUCGCGGGGAUGUUUUAUGGCUAAGUGAAGCUACGAUGACAGCUAACUGGUGGAGGAAUAAUUUACGCCUGUGGCCGUUACGGGUCUCGACGGGUGCCCUUUGGUCGCCGGUUUCGGUGACGCGGUUGCUGCUGAUGGUGCUGUUACUGACAUCAACCGUUCGGUCGGUGGCUGGACAGACAAUUUACGAAGACUGCGAGCAACCACCGGAUAUAGCUCAUGGCAGUGCCCGGCUAACCGUUGAUCCGAGUGAGGAAUUUGUAACGGCUCACUAUAGUUGCACGGCGGGAUACAGGAUGGAAGGAAAGGUCGACAUCAGGUGCGAUAUUGAUUCGGACGAGUGGCAGGUCGAGGAGCUUCCCAAAUGUGUGCCAGAAUCACCCGACGACGGUAGUGGCGGCAGUUCCCAGCAGCAGCAGCAGCCAAAGAAACGCAAAGGUUCCCGAGGUCAAAACAUCCAAGAGGAGACCGCCGUUAGCAGUGACAUGGCCUCGCAGCUUGAUUUGUCCUGUAUGGCCCAGGGCUUGAUUCAUGCGCCCGAGAUAGACAAUGGCUACGUUGUCAAGUACAACAGGCGAAAGAAAGACGACCACAUUUUCCUGGUCGCUUUCUACGAGUGUGAUGACUACUAUGAACUACAGCCACCAGAAACGGAUCGAUUGUUCUGCAGUGACCAGCAAUGGAUCGGAACGAAGCCCAACUGUGUUUCCACGCGGCCGGAAGGGGAGGAGGAGGAGGAUGAUGAGGGGGAGGAGGAAGAAGAAGACUACGACGAGGAAGAUGAGGGAGAAGGAGAGGAACAGCCGGAGCCCGAGGAGGAUAAGACCAAUCAGUUGUUGCCUGAAUCAAUGCCAACAACAACAGCAACGACGACGACGACGAUGACGACCACUGAACCGUCAGUGAGUGAACAAAGUGCCACGGAAAAUGUGUCUCAUUCCGAGCGUAGUGGAGAAGUUGAGGCGGAAGUGGAAAACCGGGUGGUUACAGGAGUUGAUGAGGAUACGAAUCAUGAGACAGCAGACACUAGGGAGGGUGAAAACGAAGAUACUAGUGAGAAAAUAAAUGAAGAAGAACUGGAUCAUCAGGAGGAAACCGUUCAAUCAAGCAGCACUAGUACAACCACCGAGCAGCCCAGGGAAGACGCUGCAAUUCGCAUGCCCGACUGUGGAGCAGGUCGUGGUGGAUGUGAACACGAAUGUCAAAUGGUUCAUCGUGGGAAUGAGGUACACCCAGAGGUGCAGUGUUCGUGCUACAAUGGAUUUAUUCUGGAUUCGCAGGAUGGGCGUUCAUGUCACGAUAUCAACGAAUGCGACAACGAAAACGGGGGCUGUCAACAGAUUUGUACCAACAAACCGGGUUCCUUUGAGUGUAGCUGCCAGUCAGGACUACAAAUCGACGUUCUCGACGGUAAAAGCUGUAUCGACAUCGAUGAAUGCCAGGACGACGCUGUAGCUAAGCAAUGUUCGCUGGGAUGUGAAAAUACGCACGGCUCGUAUCGCUGCCUGACGGAGUCGGCAUCUACCAGCACGGAAAGGACUUCCCGCGACAACGACGACGACGGCGCCGACGACGGUGAUGAAGAUGACGGUGAUGGUGAGGACGACGGUGGUGAGAACGAGGAUGAAGUUGAUGAGGAAGUCGGGAAUAAAAUUGAGAAUGAGAUUGAAGAAAUACAAACGGAGGUGGGGUCUUCCAGCGUGACUUCGACUUCUACCACAACGGAAAUGCCUGAAAUUGAUGAGGAAAUCAACGGCGAGGAACAAUUGAACAAUGAAAUUUCGACGGUUGAGCACGAUGACCGAGUGGACAAUGAGUUGCCACCAUUGACACCGGAAGUCGAUCGAUCACACAUUGAAGAGGGCCUGGAAUUGCCCAGUGGCAGCAAAAUUGAUGAUGCUGGAAAUGAUGAUGAAGAUGAUGGUGAUGAUGCAGAGGAUUUUGAUAGGCGACAAAAUGAAGUGGAGAUUCAUCAUCAUCAUCCACAUCGUCACCAUCACGGCGAGGUGGGACGCGAAGAGGGCGCCUCGGUGGGGUCUGAAUUUAGCUCAACAACCGUGUCGUAUUCGAGUGCGAUAGACCAGGACGAGAACCAGGACCCCGUGCAGGAAAGUGAGAACGAUAUUGAUGAUUAUCUUGAGCCGCAGUAUGCAUCUUCUUCCACGACGACCACCAGCCCUCGUCCAAUUGUUGAAUGCCGUGAGGGGCUUCGAGUGAAUGCUGAUGGCGUAUGUGAAGAUAUCGACGAAUGCGAGGAGCAGGACCACGGCUGUGAGUACUGCCGAAAUGCCUACGGCGGGUACGAGUGUACCUGUCCGGCAGGUUUCGAACUGGCCGACGACGACAAAAGCUGUCAAGAUGUGAAUGAGUGUGAAAGCAACGAUGAAGACGAUGACGGCGUUAACAUGGAGGAAGCAGAGAUGAGCUCGGUUGGUGUUUGUUCACACGAGUGCGUCAACACGGUCGGUUCAUUUGAGUGCCGAUGUCCGGAUAGUUUUCAUCUGAACAAUGACCGAAGGACGUGUGUGAGGGAUUUCUGUGCUGAUUUGUACGAGAAUCCGAACAAAACGAGAUGUUCGCAUGAGUGUAAGGAUGGCACGGAAGGGUUCACGUGCAGUUGUCCGGAGUUUUAUAUUCUGGAUGAAUUUGAUCGGAAGACGUGCCGGAAUGUUUAUAGUUGUGGUGAGGAGUUUAAGAAGCGCUGUGAUCCGGGGGUGUGUAGGGUUAUUGAAGGAGGCGACUAUCGGUGCGAGUGUUUGGCUGGAUAUCAGCAGCAUGAUCAUAGUUGCCAUGAUAUUGACGAGUGUGAACUCGGUAGACAUAUGUGUUCACACGAUUGCUACAAUACGGCGGGUUCCUAUGAUUGCGGCUGUCCUCGAGGGUUGAUGCUUUCGACGGAUAAUCAAACGUGCGAUGAUGUUGAUGAAUGUCAACAACAAGACAAUGGUGAUUUGUGUGGAGAUUUGCAGUGUUUGAACACUUACGGAAGCUAUAAAUGUGUGUGUCCUGAAGGCAAGGAGUUGGACGAAUACGGGAUCUGUCGACAGAUGGAUCUGUGUACAACGGAUAACGGAGGAUGUUCGCAUCUGUGUACGUUCUUUAAUCGGGAAACUUUCUGUGACUGUCCGGACAGUAUGGAGCUGGCGGAUGAUGGAAAAACUUGUGUUGUAAUCAACGAAUGUGAUUUGAAUAACGGUGGAUGUUCGCAUUUUUGUGAUCCACAUUUAGAAAAUAUAUGCCAUUGUCCGGAAGGAUUUACUCUUGGAGCUGAUGGACAAAAAUGUCAUGACGUCAACGAAUGCUUGGAUAAUGAUGCAGGUUGCCAACAGAAGUGUAUUAAUUUGGAAGGAAGCUAUCAAUGCGAUUGCUUCGAUGGAUUUGUGAUCUCUAGGAGUGACAUUCGCGUCUGUUUGGACGUUGAUGAGUGCUCUACAAAUCAGGGUGGUUGCGAUCAUCACUGUCAUAACACUGAAGGAUCUUUUCAUUGUUCUUGUCAAAUUGGGUACCAAUUGACAGAAAACGGAAGAAAUUGUUCGGAUGUAAACGAAUGCGACACAGAAAACGGUAAAUGCUCUCACAUAUGCAACAAUCUAUUGGGAUCCUACCAAUGUUCAUGUCCAGAGGGACAAUAUUUAACUGACGAUAAGCAUUCGUGUGACUUCAUAGAUGAAUGCGAAUUGAACAAUGGAGGUUGUUCCCACACGUGUCACUUCCAUCGAGGUGUCGUAACUUGUUCUUGUCCGAAGGGGUUCGAGUUGGAGGGAAACAAUUUUAAAACAUGUGUUGACAUCAACGAGUGCAGCACCGGAAAUGGAGGUUGUUCAGGCAACUGUGUCAAUCUACCAGGAAGCUAUCAUUGUUCAUGUCCAACUGGGUUCGAACUGAGUCGCAAUAGACACUCUUGCGAAGAUAUCGAUGAAUGCAUUGAAAAUAAUGGGAACUGUUCGAACAUUUGUAUUAACCUGAUCGGAGACUUUAAAUGCGCUUGCGAGGCAGGUUUCGAGUUGGAAGAUGAUCAACAGACUUGCCGCGAUGUCGAUGAAUGCACGAUGAAGAUUCACGACUGUUCGCACAUUUGCGUGAACGUUCCGGGGACAUUUGAGUGUGAUUGUCCUGCCGGAUACGUGCUGGGAAGGGACCAAUUCAGCUGCGAAGAUAUUAACGAAUGUGAGAGCUCGCCGGAUCGAGGAGGCUGCGGACAUCACUGUAUCAAUCUACCCGGAUCGUAUCGUUGUGGAUGCGAAGAUGGUCACCGGCUGGAGUUGAAUAACAGGACAUGCUCGGAUAUUGACGAGUGUACGGAUGAGCUGAAGAAGUGUUCGCAUGAUUGUUUGAACACGAAGGGUGGUUUUGAGUGUUCUUGUCCAGCUGGAUUAAGGCUACACGUGGACGGAGUCUCUUGUUUGGAUAUAGACGAGUGUAAGAUUAACAGCUUUAAUGGAGGUUGUUCUCAUAUUUGCGAGAAUGAGCAGGGAAGUUUCAAGUGCGGAUGUCCAGACGGGUGGGUCCUCGGAAGUGAUCAAGCAACGUGUGAGGAUGUGAAUGAGUGUUCGACUAUGAAUGGAGGAUGUAGUCAGCAAUGUGUCAAUCACCGGGGAGGUUACAGGUGUGAGUGCAAUUCCGGAUUUGCACUAAUGGCUGACAAUAAAACUUGCGAAGUGAGUAAUCCAUGUGCUUUGCGGAAUGGAGGCUGCGAUCAUUUUUGCAGUUUGAAGAACAGUGUCUCGGUGUGUUCUUGUCGAGAAGGAUAUGUUUUGAAUAAGACUGAUUUGGCUAGCUGCGUUGAUCACGACGAGUGUCGUUUAGCUACGGACAAUAAUUGUCAGCAGAAAUGCGUCAAUACGGAUGGUUCCUACAGCUGCGAAUGCUACACGGGGUACGAAAAGAACGAACUUGGCCAGUGUUUAGAUGUUAACGAAUGUCUGGAGGAAAAUGGAGGUUGCGGAUCCAAUGCCCGAUGUCUCAAUCUCGCUGGUAGUUUUCGUUGUGUGUGCCCUCCGGGUUACAAAAUGGGUAAAGAUCGCAGGAAUUGUUUUGAAAUUAAAAGUAACUGUCAACCGUUGAAAGCGCCAAACAAUGGAGAUAUUAGCUGCUCUCGGUCUCGUCACAAGACACAGUUGUUUUACAGAACCAAGUGUUCAAUUCGGUGUAAAAAGGGCUUCAAACUGGUCGGUCCAGCUGUGAAACAAUGCAACGGAACUGGUCAUUGGGAUGAAGGAGAAACCCUCUGUAUUCCUCAAUCCUGUCCACGCCUUCAACGACCGGAACACGGAACGAUUCUUCCAGUAGCAUGUAUGUCCGGAAAAAUCUACGCCGGUGAACGUUGUGUGCUUCACUGCAAGCCCGGCUUCAAACCGGUCGGUAAGAGAACCGCUGUUUGUGAUACCGAGCAAAAAUGGACACCUACACCUAAUCUGCGAUGCGUUCCGGUAGCUACUCCAACUCCAGUUCCGAUUAAACCGUACAUUCAGUGUCCUUCUGAUGUUCAUGAGGUGCUCCCCGUGGGCCAGUAUACGAUGAAAAUUCGAUUAGAGCAACCAAAGACAAACGUGGAUUGGUACAAAUACGUGGAUGCACACCCUGCUUGGGGCAAGCAGCUGGAGACUGAACUUCCCGUGGGAGAAACUGCGGUGAUGUUCCGAGCGAGGAGUCCCAAUUCCAAUAUGAAUGACGUUUGUCGAGUAUUGAUUAGGAUACGAGAACGAGUGCCACCUCAGGUUGCAAACUGCCCGGAAUCGUUCAACGUUCAGUUAGAACGGCAAGAGACGUCACGAUCUGUUUUCUGGGUCGAGCCCCACUUUGAAACGGAAUCGGAAAUCAAACAGGUUUACAAAUCACACACUCCUGGACAUGUGUUAAUCGCCGGAGUACAUUACGUUAACUAUGUAGCAACGGAUGCCGAUGGACUCAGUGCCAAAUGUAGUUUUGGCAUCACGGUGAAAGCAUCACCGGAAGCACGACGACCGAUGCAGCGACCCUACGACACCAACAAACUCGAAAACCAUGAAUCGUUCCUGAUAUGUCCCGGCAGAUCCCCGAUUCGGAUCGAUGCCAACGAUCCCGUAAGUAGACUGCAUAUCAUUUUUCACACCAUUUGGCAUCGCUAUCACGGCCAGCUGCCUCUGCACGAACCUAACCAAAGCCGAAAAACUACCAGCCAAAGCUACGUGCCAUCACAUAAAUCUAAUCACGGUGCGGGCCGCAUCACCCCCAGCUAUAAUACGCUAGCGACAGCAACCAUCGAACCAUUGGACGUCGCUGUCACCUCCGUCAGCAAUUCAACCGCCACCCACACUAAACACAAUCACACAAGCAACAGCAUGUCACCCGCGGCAAAGAAACAUAGCAAUCAUAAUGAUAACUCUCAAAGCAAUAGUCAUAAUCAUAAUAAUCGUAGAAAACAAACCAUACCACUUCGACCUCCCUCCCCCCGUUCGUCCUGGUCUAGUCGACGUUCGCGUCGACCCUCGUCCACUUCAACCGUGGUCCACAUAUGGGACUGUUUGGAAGAAGAAAGUGACGACGUCGACGGCAAUGAAGAAGACGAUGCCGAUGGGGACGAGCUGGCCCGCGAGGGGGAGGAUGAUCAAAGCCAAAGCAAUCAUAUCGCAAAUCAACAUCAACAACAUAGCAAAGAGUAUUUCAUCGAUAUCUAUCAUUGGCUGGUGCACCAUCGUCAUCAGCAUCGGUCACGGACCUACUAUUAAAUUAUUACGCUUGCAUGGAUACAUUUACAAAACACCCGCAGCCAAAGGCCAUGUUUCGGUGUCACGAUAGACGACAACGGUGGGGUUUGUCCUGGAGGGAUGGUUGCGAACUUGUUUGGUAAUGGGGGGUUUGUUGAGUGAUUUGCUUGCCCUAUUUAGGUCAACCGGAGUGCAGGACGUCAAAUCCAUUAAAUUAUGCACAUUUUGAUGGAUUUCUAUGCACGUUGAACAUUGAUUUUGAAACAUGCAAAACUAGAAAAAAAUGUUUGAAAUUGGUAACCGA
Molecule: messenger RNA, 7479 nt
Organism: Topomyia yanbarensis
Lineage: Eukaryota; Metazoa; Arthropoda; Insecta; Diptera; Culicidae
Product: fibrillin-2-like
Exons: 11
Coding region: 525-7196 (2223 amino acids)
Molecular function (GO): calcium ion binding
Source: RefSeq, a predicted model, not a curated record